Messenger RNA from Penicillium paradoxum, 1182 nucleotides. RefSeq lists its product as uncharacterized. The coding region runs from base 1 to 1182 and encodes 393 amino acids. NCBI's taxonomy places the organism in Eukaryota, Fungi, Ascomycota, Eurotiomycetes, Eurotiales, Aspergillaceae. The transcript is spliced from 5 exons. The record is from RefSeq and is a predicted model, not a curated record.
AUGACUGAGGAUCCUACCAUUCGUGCAAUCUUCGGCCCGGCGCCCUCGAACGUCGACCUCAAUGCCAGUGACAUAUCAGUCAACAAUGGCGUCGUGAUUGCCAUGUUUUGUCUAGCUGCUGUCGCGGUGAUAUUACGUUUCACUGCACGACUGGUUCUCCGGAAUGCUUUGAUGGCCGAUGAUUGGGCGAUCAUUGCAGCGCUAGUGUUUAUAGGGGGUUCUACGGGACUAAGUAUCGCGGGCGGUACUACUGGUGCUGGAAAGCACAUCUGGGCAUGCACGCUAGAUCAAUUGAUGCACUUGUACAGACUUCUAUAUUCAUACACCUUCAUCUACGCCUCUUCUUGCACUUGCACUCGAGUAUCGAUUCUCUUUUUCUAUCGCCGGGUCUUUUUCCCUUUAGAAAAGUAUUUGAAGGUUGCGCUGAUUUUCGGUGGCGUCCUUACCCUCUGCUAUCCUAUCAUCAUCUGGGUGACCAUGGGGAAUGCGUGCAAACCGGUGACUUACUUUUGGACACAAUUUAGCGGUACAAAGGGCCAAUGUAUCAACGUGGAACAAUUCUUCUUCGCUUUGGGAAUCCUUAACAUGUUGAAUGAUUUCAUCGUUCUCAUUAUUCCGUUCCCGCGAAUUGUCCGCCUACAAAUGACUCCGAAAAAGAAACUAGCGAUUUGUGCUAUAAUGGCCGUUGGCAUCUUUGUUUGUGUUGCAAGUAUCGUGCGAAUACAUUAUCUUUCUGAAUUUCUGAGCGCGGUGGAUGUCACUUGGGUGAUGGGACCUCUGUUCAUCUGGUCCACCAUCGAGCCCUCGGUCGCAGUGGUUUGUGCCUGUCUGCCUCAUCUCGCGCCACUUGCCAGACUUGCCCACCGAUCGAUUUCAUCGAGUUACCAAUCACAACAGUCUACUGGCCUUUCUGCUGAGAGAAGGAGGUUCCAUGGGUCUGGCAAGAGUAACCAGGAUCGCAAUGGAGCCGGUAGCCGGGGCCCGAUAUUUGAUUUUGGAUUUGAUCAAAUGAAGAGGAGAGCAAACGAUGACGAAAUUGGACUGACUAAUUAUGUCACUGGCGGUCUAAAUAAAGGUGCAAAUCCUUCAAAUGUCUCAGUCUCGGAUGAUUAUAGCCAUGAGCAAGCAAUUGCUAUUCAUUCAGGUUUUGUGCAAUCGACUUCAUCAAGGCCGUCUUUAUAG